Molecule: messenger RNA, 2895 nt
Organism: Salvia hispanica
Lineage: Eukaryota; Viridiplantae; Streptophyta; Magnoliopsida; Lamiales; Lamiaceae
Product: protein CHUP1, chloroplastic-like
Biological process (GO): protein localization to cortical microtubule cytoskeleton
Cellular component (GO): cortical microtubule
Source: RefSeq, a predicted model, not a curated record
UAUAUAGAGUUAAAGCCCUCCCGCUUUCUUGAUUAAUCCUCAGCUUGAUUUGAAUCUCUCCCUCUCCAUUGGGUGGAAAAAAGACUCCAUUUUUUCAGUUCCCUUCUUUAUGAUUCUUGAAAUUCUUGAAUAUCAUUGUUUUUGAAGGCUGUUUGAUGAGAAAAAGGUAGAAAGAUUGUGAUUUUCUUUUAAAUCUCCACAGCUUUUGAAGUUUGAAUGAAUUUCUUAGCUUGAUUUAGAAAAGAAUCAAUCUUUCGGCUCCCUUCUUUCAUGAUUCUUGAAUUCCAUUGUUGAAUUCGUCUUAGGUUUUUGAGGGUUUCGAGGGUUUUGAGCAAAUUGAGGGUUUUAUCCGUUUUAAGGUUGUUUUGAGAUGAGAGAAGAAAUCCCAUCUGAGAACAGAGUGAAGGCAUCGAGAUUUGCUGAUCAAAACGAGGCUCCAAAGGAUCAAAACCGCGGAAAUGCGAAAGGAAACAGCAAUUUUUCGAGGAUGAAGUCCUCGUGGGGCUCUCAGAUAGUGAAGGGAUUCUCAGCUGCAGACAAGAAGACUAAAACCCGAGUGCUGCACGCCUCGGCUCAGGUGAAGAAGCCGCCCCUCAAUGCCUCGGACGCCUCCAACCCGAAGACUCACACCGCGGCUCCCAAUUCAAGGAUAAAGAGGUCCCUCAUUGCUGACCUCUCCUGCUCGAUCAAUGCCAAGCAGGUUCAUCCACAGGCUGUUCUUAGCCACAGCAAGACCAAGUCGAUUGGCUCGUCCGAGGAUUUGUUUCAUGAGAUUGAUCAUUUGAGGAACCUGCUGCAAGAAUCCAAGGAUAGGGAGGCGAGCUUGCAGGCUGAGUUGUCUGAGUUCAAGAGGAGUUCGAAGGAGCUUGAGUCGAAGAAGAGUGAAGUCGAUGGCCUUUUGAAGAGAGUGGAGUUGCUCGAGAAGGAAAAGGCUAACCUUUCUGGACAAGUGGUGUCUUUAGCUUCUGUGAUGGGGAAGAAAGAUGAGGUGGCUGUAGCUGUAGGGCAAGAGCAUGAUUCGAUCGAGUUUGAGGUUGUCGAGCUCAGGCGCUUGAACAUGGAGCUGCAGCUUCAAAAGAGGAAUCUUUCUGGCAGGAUUUCCUCAUUGGAGUCUCAGUUAGCCAACAUUGCUAAAGUUUCUGAGUGUGACGCUCUUGAGAUGGUGAAAGCCGAGGCCUCUGUGCUUAGGGAUGCGAACGCUGAUCUCUGCAAGCAAGUGGAAGGACUUCAAAUAAGCAGGAUGAAUGAAGUGGAGGAGCUAGCUUACCUUAGAUGGGUGAAUUCGUGUUUGAGAGACGAACUUCGCAGUUGCUCUGGCACAGCUUCGAAUAAGCCUGCAAGCCCGAGUUCUGUUGAAAAUAGGAGGGAGUCUAUAUGCUUUUCGCCUUUCAAAAUUGAUGAGGAUUCCGAUGAGAUUGCCACAAAGAGGCUGUAUCUUGUCAAGAAGUUCAAGAAAUGGCCUAUUAGCGAUGAAGACUUGCAACAGAUUAAGUAUAAAGACAAUCUCGUUGCUUGCGGUUGGGACGAUCAGCAGACUUCGGGUAGAAGGCACUCGAUUAGUGGGGUACAUUGCUCUCAAGAGGACGUUGUUCUCAACAAGAAACGACAAUCUGAUAGCUUUAUGUGCUCCAAGGAUUCGGAUAAGAGGGCCGAGGUGCUGGUUUCUCAGAAGUAUGAUUUGGAAGUGUGCAAUAGGGCUCUUGUAUUCGACAACUGUCAAGAAAUUUGUAGGGUGACGGCUUCAUUGGAUGUCGAAAAGAGGGCCUUAAGGAUACCUAAUCCCCCUCCGAGGCCUUCCUGCAGUGGUUUAGCUGGUCUAAAAGAGGAAGCUUCGAUUCCGAGUGUUGCUCCUGCUGCAGCUCUUCCACCGCCCCCUCCCCCUCCGCCUCCCCCUCCUCCAAAAUCAACGGCUAGGGCCUCAACAGGGAUGGUGCAACGAGCCCCACAAGUGGUUGAGUUCUACCACUCACUCAUGAAGAGGGAGUCCAGGAAGGACUGCUUGAAUUCGUGCAGUGCAGAUGCAUCGGACGUUGCAAACGUUCGUAGCAGCAUGAUUGGCGAGAUUGAGAACCGAUCAUCUCAUUUGCUAGCGAUCAAGGCGGAUGUCGAGACUCAAGGCGAAUUUGUGAACUCCCUCAUACGGGAGGUGAACAAUGCGGUCUACCAGAACAUUGAAGACGUCGUUGCAUUCGUGAAAUGGCUUGAUGAUGAGCUGUGUUUCCUUGUGGACGAGAGGGCGGUUCUGAAGCAUUUCGAGUGGCCAGAGAAGAGGGCCGACACACUGAGGGAGGCAGCAUUCGGAUACAGAGACCUCAAGAAGUUAGAGCACGAAAUCUCAACAUACGAGGACGAGCCGCGCUUGCCAUGUGAAAUCGCGUUAAAGAAAAUGGCAGCCUUAUCCGAGAGGAUGGAACGCUCCGUGCAUAGUAUUCUCCGAACAAGAGACUCGUUGAUGAGGAACUGCAAGGAGUUCCAUAUCCCCACAGAUUGGAUGCUGGAUAUGGGAAUUCUAAGCAAGAUAAAGUUUGGCUCUGUGAAGCUUGCAAAAAUGUACAUGAAGAGAGUGGCAAUGGAACUGCAGUUCAAAGGGACGUCGGAGAAGGAUUCGUCGUUGGAUUAUAUGGUGCUUCAGGGAGUCAGAUUUGCCUUCAGGAUUCAUCAGUUUGCUGGAGGAUUUGAUGCUGAAACAAUGCAUGCAUUCGAGGAGCUUCGAGAUCUUGCUGUUGUUCUGAGCAAAAAUGGAGAUUGAAGAUGUAAUUUUGAUCUGUGCUUACCAUCUCAGUAAGCACAGAAAAAUGUUUCAAGAAUAUUGUUUUGGUAGAGUAAAUGAAAAUAUUUUUUUAAGGGUUGUUACAUUUUGGUGAUAUAUGAUGUUAAAAUAUGGUUCUUGAUUUA